Messenger RNA from Ambispora gerdemannii, 354 nucleotides. The record is from the annotation of a GenBank genome assembly. Lineage: Eukaryota; Fungi; Glomeromycota; Glomeromycetes; Archaeosporales; Ambisporaceae.
AUGUAUUUACUUGCCGAAACUUUCCAUAAAAAAGCAAACGUGAUACUGGGGCCAAUUAUAUUUGUAGGAGCUAAGCUGAGAUCUUUUUUGGCACUGUUACUGAAAUUCAACCCGAAAAUCGGCAGAACCUGCACCUUGACCAUCUUGAGUGCUUCGGCUCCCAAUCUCAACCUUCAUAGCAAUUCCAGCAAUUCAAGGAAUUUGCAUUCGGCGUUACUUGUUGAUUUCGAAUAUUUUCUCUCGGACUUCCCGUAUCUGGUCAUCAUAGCUUCGUCUUCACCGAAAUUUUUUCAUCAACAGGCAAAGGUCGCAGCCUCGGUGAACGUGCGAAAUAGCAUACAAAAUUCCGGUUAG